AUGCAGAUACCAAAAUUCGAAAAUAAACCGUUCAAGCCUCCGAGAAGGGUUGCAUCAAAUAACAGCUCCCAACUUAAGCCAACCAAAACCAGCUCAACUCCCAUAUCUAGAUUAAAUGUUACGACCCAUUCAAAAAGAAAUGUCCCAGCAGAGACACCCCUGAAUGUUGCUAAAAAGCCUAAGAUUCUGGUCUCAAAUCAAAAAGUCAGCUAUUUUACUAUCAUGUAUAGGAAGCCGACCACCAAAAAGCACAAGACUUGGAGCGGCGAUGGUUAUGCUACAUUGAAACCUGAUAGCACCAAGAUGACAUUUUAUAAUGAAACAGGAAAGCUUCUUGGGUCAAGUGCUUUACCAAAUGACUCGGGUUCUAUUUUUGAGACAUUUUUCAAAGUGGGUUCUAAUGAAGUGCAGUUAGAUUAUGAGUUGAAGGAUAGAAUAGAAAUAGAAAAUGCCAAACAAACUUUAUCACAAGCAACCGGAAAUUCUAGCUCGGCCGCCAUAGAUACAACAACCAUAGCGCCUUCCGCGAACAAUAUUGGUGGCAAAUUUCAAAUGCCUUUGUCUCAACUAUUUACGUUGAACACUGUGAAAAGGUUCAAGUCAGUAACAAAGCAAAUGAACGAGCAUAUGACUGUACCAACUAACAACGUUCGAAAUCUUCAAGCAAAGAAGUAUUAUCCAGUGUUCGAUGUUAAUAAAAUUGAUAAUCCUUUAGUAAUGAACAAAAGCGAAGAUGCUGAAGUCGACGUGAUCGUUGAUCCUUUGUUAGGUAAGUUUCUACGUCCGCACCAAAGAGAAGGUGUGAAAUUCAUGUAUGAUUGUGUAAUGGGUCUAGCGAGACCUGAUACUGAAAAUCAGAUUAUUGAUUGUACUUCUAAAAGUUUAGUCUUGGAAAACGACUCAGAUAUCAACGGAUGUCUAUUGGCCGAUGACAUGGGGUUGGGUAAAACAUUAAUGAGUAUAACCCUGAUUUGGACACUCAUAAGGCAAACGCCCUUUGCAUCAAAAGUUUCACGUUCGCAAUCAGGUAUACCAUUGAGUGGCCUCUGUAAAAAAACCCUAGUAGUUUGUCCUGUUACUUUGAUAGGAAACUGGAAAAGAGAAUUUGGCAAAUGGUUGAGUCUGUCAAGAAUCGGCGUUUUAACUUUGAGUUCAAAAAAUUCACCUGACAUGGAUAAAAUGGCAGUCAGAAAUUUUUUGAAGGUGCAACGAACUUACCAAGUCCUAAUUAUUGGUUAUGAAAAAUUGCUAAGUGUUUCUGAAGAAUUAGAGAAAAACAAACAUCUUAUCGACUUGUUGGUGUGUGAUGAAGGGCAUCGAUUGAAAAAUGGCACUUCUAAAAUCUUGAAUACUUUGAAGAGCUUAGACGUAAGCAAAAAACUUCUGCUCACGGGCACUCCGAUACAAAACGAUCUUAAUGAGUUUUUCACUAUCAUAGAUUUCAUAAACCCAGGAGUCCUAGGAAGCUUUGCUUCUUUCAAAAGAAAAUUCAUUGCACCAAUAACAAGGGCGAGAGACACCGCAAACAGAUAUAAUGAAGACGUGUUGGAGAAAGGGGAAGAAAAAUCAAAGGAGAUGAUAGAGAUUACAAAAAGAUUCAUUUUAAGAAGAACAAAUGCGAUUCUGGAAAAGUAUCUUCCUCCCAAAACAGAUAUAAUUUUAUUUUGUAAACCGUAUGAUCAACAGAUUUUGGCUUUCAAAGACAUUUUACAAGGAGCACGAUUAGAUUUUGGACAAUUAACAUUCAGUUCUUCGCUAGGGCUCAUAACUCUACUGAAGAAAGUUUGCAACUCUCCUACAUUGAUCGGGUCAGAUUCAUACUACAAUUCGCAUAUAAAGGAUACCAAAUCCCAAGGAAGUUACAGUCGUUCCUUAAAUUCUGGUAAAUUAAAAGUUUUGAUGACAUUAUUAGAAGGUAUCAGAAACAGUACAAAGGAAAAGGUUGUUAUUGUAUCUAAUUAUACUCAAACAUUAGAUAUAAUUGAGAACUUGAUGAACAUGGCAGGAAUGUCACACUGCAGGCUUGAUGGCUCUAUACCCGGCAAACAAAGAGAUUCCAUUGUCACAUCUUUUAACCGGAAUCCAGCAAUAUUCGGGUUCUUGUUGAGUGCAAAAUCUGGAGGUGUGGGGUUGAAUUUGGUUGGUGCUUCCCGGCUUAUAUUAUUUGAUAAUGAUUGGAACCCCUCGGUAGAUCUACAAGCUAUGUCGAGGAUUCAUAGAGAUGGUCAAAAAAAUCCAUGCUUCAUAUACCGGUUGGUCACAACUGGAUGCAUCGAUGAGAAAAUUUUACAGAGGCAGCUAAUGAAAAACAGUUUAAGUCAAAAAUUUUUGGGAGACUCGGAAACAAAAAGUAAAGGGUCCUCUAAUGACGAUCUUUUCAACAAAGAAGAUUUAAGGGAUUUAUUUUCUGUCAAUAUAAAUACCAAAAGCAACACGCAUGAUUUGAUUUGUUCGUGUGAGGGUUUAGGAGAUGAAAUUGAGGAGCUUCCAGAAAAUGAACAACAAGAAGUCAUAAAACCGGAAAAGCGUAGUCCCACAACAUGGACUAGCGCCUUGGAGUUACAAAAAGAAAUGAAUGAAGUAGACACCAAAGACGUUGCAAAAAAGUCACAGUCCAUACGGCAGUGUCUUGCAAAUUAUAAACAUAUAGAUCCAACAAGGCAAGAUGAAUUAUUUGAUGAGGUUAUUACAGAAUCUUUUGCAGCAUUGAAAGACGAUAUCACAUUUGCAUUCGUCAAGCCUAGCGAAAUAUGUCUUAUCGAAGAAUGA
This is a messenger RNA of Saccharomyces eubayanus, 2769 nucleotides long. It is a transcript of the gene RDH54, whose product is annotated as DNA-dependent ATPase RDH54. The transcript has a single exon. Gene Ontology annotation, cellular component: nucleus. The record is from RefSeq and is a predicted model, not a curated record. Gene Ontology annotation, biological process: double-strand break repair via homologous recombination; reciprocal meiotic recombination. Gene Ontology annotation, molecular function: ATP binding; ATP-dependent chromatin remodeler activity; DNA translocase activity. Bases 1 to 2769 code for a protein of 922 amino acids. Lineage: Eukaryota; Fungi; Ascomycota; Saccharomycetes; Saccharomycetales; Saccharomycetaceae.